AUGUUUAAAAGAUCAAUUCAAUUAACUUUAAAAAAAAGAUCAAUAAAUUUUCAAAAAUCCAUAAGAAAAAUUUCAACAGAUAUAAAUAAUGGUCAAGCAGAUCAAAAAACUUGGCCAAAUUUAUCAAGUGUUUUAACUACAUUUAGAAAAGAAAGUUAUAGUUUAAUUGGUUGGGGUGUAGCAUUAAGUGGUAUAUUAUUUUGGGGUCCUUAUUUAACUGUUAAAGGUUCAGAUGCUGUUGAUCAUGUACCUCAUGAUACUGGUGCUCAAGUUAAAUUAGAAAAAGUUGGAUUAAAUGAUUAUAAAGCUGUUGUUGAUAUACCACAAACUUAUGUACAACCUGAUAAAGAAGAUGAUGAUGAAGCAGAAGAUGUAGAUGUUGAAGAUGAAGAUUAA
This is a messenger RNA of Lodderomyces pseudojiufengensis, 396 nucleotides long. RefSeq lists its product as uncharacterized. The coding region runs from base 1 to 396 and encodes 131 amino acids. The record is from RefSeq and is a predicted model, not a curated record. NCBI's taxonomy places the organism in Eukaryota, Fungi, Ascomycota, Pichiomycetes, Serinales, Debaryomycetaceae. The transcript has a single exon.